AACCCCAACGCGGUGGUAGGGUAUCUCAAAACGUUAUACGGAUUUAUUUGUGAAGGUUGUCAGAAUUUCGUCAACAAACAAAGGGAAAGAUCGGUGCGUUCGGAGUCGUAUCUUCUUAUCGACAGAUAAGCUGUAUAAAGUAAACAGCCGAAGAGCCGAGUGAUGCGAAUCAAAGUGUCGCGGAGUGUUUGGUGUGGUGGCAGUAGCAGAAAACUAAGGGGGGAUGAAGAGAAGACAUCGAAUGGAAUGAGAAGGAAGAAAAGAGAGAUAGCGAUAGAGAGAGAGAAAGCGUUUGUUUAUCGCCCCUCGGCCCCUUGCCGUUUGUACGAGCAGUCAGUGCCGUGUAACACUUGGCUCGAAGUGGUCGGGGAGAUCGGUAGCUGGGUCUCUUAAAAUUCGGUAUAUUAAUUUGACAAUUACAAACUCGCGUGUGAUUAAUAAUUUGUGUUUUAUAUCAACCGGGGGGGCUUCUACCACGUGAUAUACUUGGCAAAAUUUCAAAAUAAAACCAACACAUGAUCCCGAAGGCUCGAACGUGAAAAACCAACAGAACCUCAACAUCCUGUCGGAAUACCAUGUCACGGAUAAAUACGGAAAAUAGAUAACCGGGCUCCGAUUGGGACACCGCUAAUCAUCGUCAUUUUUUCCUAUUUAUAUUAAAUUCGUCGACGUUUGACAACCCCCAACAACGGCUAAGAGAUUCGUCCCGUUCAUCAUCACGAUCGUACGUCUCCGGGAAUACUUUUGAAUGAAAGAAAAGGAAACAAAUCGUCGUUCAGUACCGUUAAUCAAACAAGGAUCCACAUCGAGCGUCGAGAUAGUGGCAACCGUAUAUCAGUGUCCCUCCGGUAGUAUCGCGUAAACCUGGUUUGAAGAAAAAGUUUCUUAAACCCGAAGCAAUAACCGGAAUCGGUCAUAAGGAGGCCCGAUAUCUCAUGUCCGAAAAUUACGAGUGACCGCGAUAUUCGUAUACCCGAAAGGCAGAAAAAAAAUCAGUGAUAUACAUAGAUCCUUAUUAUUAUUAUUAUUUUUUUUCAUCUACGUAUAUAUUCAAAUUUGGUAAACACACGAUGAAUCCUACCGCUGUUUUUUUGUGCCUCGGAAUUCUACUGGCUGUGUCAGCAUCUCCUGGACCUAAACCAAGGACCGAUAAUAGACCACCAAUAAUUUACAUGAACCAAUUCGCCGUACAUAUCCCAGAUGGUCCGGAGGUCGCCGCUAAAGUUGCCGACAAACACGGAUUCGACAAUCACGGACAGCUUGGAUCUCUCAAAGGAUACUAUCUAUUUUCGCACAAACACGUUCACAAACGAUCCGUAACAACGAGUGAUCAUCACCACAAAGCCCUCAAUGACGAACCGAAGGUACAUUGGUUUCAGCAGCAGCACGAGAAAAAACGAAAGAAAAGGGACUUCAGCGCGCCCUUGUUCAGUUAUAGCGAUUACCCAGCAUUUUCCGACGACUAUAACCCCAGGCAGAAACAACAGUAUCAUCAGCAAAAAAAUCGCGGAGUCGGUUUGCAGUUCCCUUUCAUAGAUCCACUGUACAAGGAGCAGUGGUACUUGAACGGAGGAGCGAAGGAUGGCUACGAUAUGAACAUCGGUCCGGCAUGGCAGAAGGGGUAUACCGGCAAAGGAGUGGUCGUUUCAAUCCUCGACGAUGGCAUCCAGACGAAUCAUCCAGAUCUAGCUCUGAACUACGACCAUGAAGCGAGUACCGAUAUAAACGAUAACGAUUCGGAUCCCAUGCCUCGGGAUAACGGUGACAACAAACACGGUACCAGAUGUGCCGGGGAAGUUGCCGCUGUCGCUUUCAAUAAUUAUUGCGGAGUUGGCGUCGCUUAUAACUCGAGCAUCGGAGGUGUCCGAAUGCUCGACGGUCCCGUGAAUGACGCUGUUGAGGCCAGAGCUUUGGGUUUGAAUCCGGAACAUAUCGAUAUCUACAGCGCCUCGUGGGGUCCUGAAGAUGAUGGAAAGACCGUUGACGGUCCGGGACCGUUAGCCAGACGCGCUUUCAUCUACGGUGUUACAAGUGGUCGUAGUGGGAAGGGUUCGAUAUUUGUGUGGGCAUCGGGAAACGGGGGAAGGCACACAGAUUCUUGUAACUGCGACGGUUACACAAACAGUAUUUUCACCUUGUCCAUAUCAAGCGCGACGCAGGGUGGUUACAAACCGUGGUAUUUAGAAGAAUGCAGUUCGACGCUGGCGUCGACAUAUUCCUCAGGGACACCCGGAAAUGAUAAAAGCGUCGCGACGGUUGAUAUGGACGCAAAACUCCGUCCGGAUCACAUCUGCACCGUUGAACAUACGGGGACUUCAGCUUCGGCACCCUUGGCCGCGGGAAUCGCGGCUUUAGCUUUAGAAGCGAAUCCCAGCCUCGGUUGGAGGGACAUGCAGUACCUCGUCGUCCUUUCCUCCAGAUCUGGUCCGCUCGAAAAGGAACCGGGAUGGAUACUGAACGGCGUUAAAAGGAAAGUUUCGCACAAGUUUGGGUAUGGUCUCAUGGACGCUGGAGCGAUGGUUAGCCUAGCUGAACAAUGGACGAAUGUCCCACCUCAACAUAUAUGCAAAUCCCAAGAGAUCAACGAGGAGAGAUCCAUCGAAGCCACUCCCGGAUAUACUCUGAGCGUUCACAUGGACGUGAGCGGAUGUGCCGGAACACUGAACGAAGUUCGGUUUCUCGAGCAUGUACAGUGCAAGGUCUCGUUGAGAUUUUUCCCUCGAGGUAACUUGCGACUACUUCUGACCUCGCCAAUGGGUACAACGUCCACUUUACUAUUUGAAAGACCGAGAGAUGUUCUGAGCGCGAACUUCGACGACUGGCCAUUCCUCAGUGUUCAUUUCUGGGGAGAGAAGGCUGACGGAAGGUGGACCCUACAGAUUCUCAAUGCAGGAAAUAGGCGCGUCAAUACACCAGGAGUCCUGAAGAAAUGGCAGCUUAUAUUUUAUGGAACGGCUACCAACCCUAUUAGGAUUCGGACGCAGCAGUUUAACCCGGUACAAGCACACCCAGCCCUAUCUUCCUUCUCACAAACCCGCCCGUCCCAGGGUUUCUACAAUUCCGACUUCUUUGGCGUCUCUGCGUUUCAGAACUAUCAGGGAGCGUUCACCGGGUCCGCAUCGAACGUCGAGGAGUCUGUUGCCAAUCUCGAUGGCUCCGCUGCUUCGAUCAUUUUGACCAAUCAGUUGUCGAAUGAUAUCACAUCCAAUAACAAUCGUCUCGUUAAUCACAACUGCGAUCCACAGUGCGAUCAACAGGGCUGCUACGGCGAAGGACCGACCCAAUGCAUCGCCUGCAAAAACUACCGACUUGACAACACCUGCGUAAGUCGGUGUCCUCCAAGAAGCUUCCCAAAUCAAGGUGAAGUUUGCUGGCCCUGUCACGAAUCCUGCGAGACUUGCGCUGGCGCAGGACAAGACUCUUGUCUUUCCUGUGCUCCAGCACACUUGAGGGUAACGGAUCUCGCCGUUUGUCUCCAACAGUGCCCAGAGGGAUAUUACGAGAAUGCUGAGAAUGGAACGUGCGUUCCGUGUGAGGCGAACUGCGCUAGCUGCCAAGAUCGUCCCGAUCACUGUACAAGUUGCGAACAUCACCUGGUCAUGCAUGAAAAUAAAUGUUACGCCGCGUGCCCUCGGUACACCUACGAGACAAUGGACUACAACUGUGCGCCCUGUCAUUCCAGCUGCGAAACAUGCAACGGCACAGGUCCUUCUCAAUGUAUCAGCUGCCGACCUGGACUCGAAUUCUCCGAAGGGGCCUGUCGUACUUCCUGCCCAACUGGCUAUAGCGCUGAUAAAAAACGGCGAGAGUGUAUCCUGUGCCCCACGGGUUGCCAAGACUGCUCAUCGACAAGAUGUUUCACUUGUAGCCCCGAUUGGAAUUUGGACAGUAGCGGUGUUUGCUAUCCAUCGACUCGCGCGAGGUGUGACAGUAUGGAAUACUUCGACAGUGGACGUUGCAAGCGGUGUCAUUCAACCUGCGAAAGUUGCUCUGGAGCAACACGAGACUCAUGCAUCACUUGUCAAGAAACGCUGUUUCUUCAAGGUAAAAAAUGUGUUUCACAGUGCGAGGAUGGGUUCUAUUCCAUUACGCAACCCGCGAACAGGGCACUCUGCGUUCCCUGUCUUCACACCUGUAAGACCUGUGCGUCGAGAUUGAACUGCACCACUUGUCAAGACAAUCUACAGCUACAAAGUGGCGAGUGCAGAUCUUCGUGCGCUGAGGGGUAUUACAGUGAUCGUGGCCAAUGUGCCAAGUGUUAUCUCUCUUGCAAAACCUGCUCAGGACCGAGAAGAGAUCAAUGCGUGACGUGUCCGAAGGGGUGGCAGUUGGCGGCAGGAGAAUGUCAUCCGGAGUGCCCAGAAGGUUUCUUCAAAUCGAACUUUGGCUGUCAGAAAUGCCACCAUUACUGCAAGACAUGCAGAGGUGAAGGGCCGCUCGAGUGCACAUCCUGUCCCGCACAUUCGAUGUUGGAGGGAGGGCUUUGCAUGGAAUGUCUCGGAGCUCAAUAUUACGACUCCCUAACUCAGCUCUGCAAGACCUGCCACCCAAGCUGCCAAAGGUGUACUGGACCAGGUAAAUUCAGUUGCUUGGCAUGUGCAGCUCCACUGCACCUGGACAAACUCAACAACCAAUGUGUUCCUUGUUGUGCACCGACUGUCACUAAUCCUGAAGAACAAGACUGCUGCUUAUGCGACCCCGAAACAGAGGGUUGCAGGAAUAGCUCACCUGCUGGAAAGAGGAGGGUUCCCGGUACAGAGUUUUCACGUGAUGGCUCCGGAGCUCAGGGACUUUCUAGCAGCAUCGGUAGAUCCAGAGAUUCUGCAUCUUUAGCGGUCACGGCAGCCACCGCAGUUGCAGUUGCCAUUUGCUUAGCAUCGAUCGCCUUGUUUGCUGCGAUAUUCGUAGCGCUGCAGGCUUUGUCGCGGAGAAGAGACUCGACACUCGGAUACACAAAACUCGCUGUGCGGGUUGAACCAUUAGACGACAUUGAUGCGGAUGACACCACCGAGCUGAUGACCUAGGUCUAAGGUUUACCACAGCCGCUAGUAGACCUCUGUCGAAGUAUUCCAGAGAGGGUUUCAUGGCCCUGACCUGCAGACUUUUGAAGUCUCUAUCUGUCCAGUGCGUGACGGGAUACAUAGUGAUCGGAUCUAGCGAUCUAGCGAGUGAGGCUUAAAUAAUAGUUAUUCGAGCGUGUCUAUUAUAAUCGUAGAUGAACGACUGGAUGUAUUUUUACCAAUUGACCGUUCGUAAUGAUUAAUUAGCCGAGUAACUUGAUCUGGAUAUUUAAAAUAUGAACAAAAUGUACGAAAGAAAGAAUGAAUGAAAGAAUGAAUAGAAGAAAAAUGGUGUGGUGUGUGCGACUGUGAUUCGUAAUCAGGAGUAUUCACAAAUAUGCAUGCAUAUAGUAAAUUUAGAUUUAUGAAAAUGAGAAAUUGGUGCGUGUUGUUCUGUUCUAUAGUGUGGACUCAACGAAGGACCUCGGAAGAGUGAUAAAAUGGUUGAAAAGUGCCUGAAUAGUGGUCCCUCUCUAACCCCUAGCCCUUCCCUCUGUCGUUCGAUUUAUUUGCUGUUUUCCGGAAAAGAGAUUCCAAGAUUGCUCCCGACUAUUAACUGAUGCAUCGAAGAAUCUCAGGAAGUAGUGGCGACGAUUGCGUGAUAUUGCGUUUGCUCUUCGGUUGGUGGUAAAGAAAUAUGCGUAUCAAAACCACUUAUCAAAAUAUCCAAUCGUUUUUAUAAACGUUCUAGGCCGCGAAUUACUGCAAAUCCGUACACCUAGUUACCUAACUGCGGUUAACGCAGCUUAACUAUUGUCGUUAAAUGUUUGACACAUGUGGCAAAAAAAGAAAAAAAAAUGUGAAUAGAAAAGCGUUAUCGCGGUAUCUAAAAUUUUAGUACAUUUUGGAAAUUCAUUAGCGACUUUAUCGAAUACAACUACACAUUGUCCCCGUGUUCUCAAUUCAUUAUUACCCAGUUACGCGAUGUGAUUUUAAUAUCAUAUUAUAAUAAGAAUCUUCUCCAUCCGUUUUAUAGGUUUUGUAAUUAUUUGUUAUUAUUUGAUUGUCUACGUGUUUUGUUUAAUAAUUCCCUUACUUUUCUCCAUUGUUCUUUUUCAAUCUAAACUCCUUGCAUGACACCAAUUUUUUACCAUUUUUGGUGUUCUGUACGGAAGGUUACAACCACAAAAAAAUACAAAAAAAAGCAACAAAAUACAAACGAAUAAAAAACAUUGUAUUGUAAUCUACUAUUCUUAACACUGUAACCAACGCAUGACGUGAAUAUUCAAUUUCCCCUCAUGAUUUGAUAUAAUAUUAUUAUUAUUAUUGUACUUUUAUGAUGAAAAGAAUUAUAAGAAUAUAAAUUAAUUACGGAA
Athalia rosae (coleseed sawfly) is the source of this 6376-nucleotide messenger RNA. RefSeq names its product furin-like protease 2 (gene Fur2). The record is from RefSeq and is a predicted model, not a curated record. The coding region runs from base 1071 to 5024 and encodes 1317 amino acids. The transcript has 16 exons. Gene Ontology annotation, molecular function: serine-type endopeptidase activity. Lineage: Eukaryota; Metazoa; Arthropoda; Insecta; Hymenoptera; Athaliidae. Gene Ontology annotation, cellular component: Golgi membrane; trans-Golgi network. Gene Ontology annotation, biological process: protein processing.